This is a messenger RNA of Onychomys torridus (southern grasshopper mouse), 366 nucleotides long. Its product is annotated as cleavage stimulation factor subunit 1-like. Gene Ontology annotation, molecular function: RNA binding. Gene Ontology annotation, biological process: mRNA 3'-end processing. Gene Ontology annotation, cellular component: mRNA cleavage stimulating factor complex. NCBI's taxonomy places the organism in Eukaryota, Metazoa, Chordata, Mammalia, Rodentia, Cricetidae. The record is from RefSeq and is a predicted model, not a curated record. The transcript has a single exon. Bases 1 to 366 code for a protein of 121 amino acids.
AUGUACGGAACCAAAGUGGGUUUGAAAGACCGCCAGCAGCUCUACAAGCUGAUCAUUAGCCAGCUGCUCUAUGACGGUUACAUCAGCAUUGCCAAUGGCCUCAUCAAUGAGAUCAAGCCCCAGUCGGUGUGCGCACCCUCGAAGCAGCUCCUGCACCUCAUCAAACUAAGGAUGGGAAAUGAUGACAUGUCGGUCCAGUAUGCGAUUGGUCGCUCUGAUACAGUUGCCCCUGGCACAGGGAUUGACCUGGAGUUUGAUGCAGAUGUCCAGACAAUGUCUCCUGAGGCUUCCAAGUAUGAAACCUGCUAUGUCACUUCCCACAAAGGCCCUGGUGCAGUGAUUUCGCUGUGCUUUCCACCAGCUUAG